UUUAUAUAAAAUGCGAUCGACAUCUACAGUAUAUCAAUAGUUUGUUGAAAUUGAUCAUCCAGGGAAAAUCCACAUCUUUCCACCAAAAUGAAGACUUUUUUGCUUUCAUUUGCCCUCAUUGCUGUUACCGGAGCGGUAGAUCCGAAUGUUCUCAAAUCUCUGGUCGGCGGCGGUGGUGAUACUGCUGAUGUUAGAUUUUCUUUAUCACCACUCGACGGUUCCUACCAAUAUGCAUAUCAAACCGCCGAUGGAACAGCCGUUUCACAGUCUGGUGUUGGUGGAGAAUUAGCCGAAGGAACUGCCCGUUGGGUGGCUCCUGAUGGCACACCAGUUGAGUUGUCCUACCGUGCUGAUGCUGGAGGAUACGUCGCCACUGGAAGUCACGUCCCACAAACCCCAGAAUAUGUUUACCGUGCCCUCGAAUGGAUCCGUUCUCAUCCAUCCGUUGAGGAUGUACCAUACAGGAACCCAUAUUCAAACAGACCAAACCAAUACCGGUUCCCCCCGGCAUUCUAAAACUUAUGUCAGUACCACCUGCAGCACAAUUACCUCAGUUGUGCCAUUUUUCCCCUUUUCCAAAGUGCCCAAACUCAGACUUUAAGUGAAAAUCUUCAGUCUUCUCUACAUUUAAGCACUCGGUCUCUAUAUAUAAAUCAACCACCUACACAACACCCUUCCCCGUCAAAGUUAGCACUUUUCAUUAAAAUAGAUACCCCCAAAAAAUUGCAUAAUUGACCACAAAUUCUGGUUGCAAUCUGAAUUGUUAAUGUUUUUCAAUAUGUAAAAAACCAGGACUAAUAAAUGUUUCAUAAAUAGUAUUACAAA
Molecule: messenger RNA, 825 nt
Organism: Phlebotomus papatasi
Lineage: Eukaryota; Metazoa; Arthropoda; Insecta; Diptera; Psychodidae
Product: pupal cuticle protein-like
Exons: 2
Coding region: 88-516 (142 amino acids)
Cellular component (GO): chitin-based extracellular matrix
Molecular function (GO): structural constituent of chitin-based larval cuticle
Source: RefSeq, a predicted model, not a curated record